Messenger RNA from Limulus polyphemus (Atlantic horseshoe crab), 5078 nucleotides. Its product is annotated as leucine-rich repeat-containing protein 49-like. The transcript has a single exon. The coding region runs from base 32 to 2860 and encodes 942 amino acids. The record is from RefSeq and is a predicted model, not a curated record. Gene Ontology annotation, cellular component: cytoplasm. NCBI's taxonomy places the organism in Eukaryota, Metazoa, Arthropoda, Merostomata, Xiphosura, Limulidae. Gene Ontology annotation, molecular function: protein binding.
AGACGUUGUGUAGUAAGGCAUUAGCUAACAAAUGUAUACAAGUGAAAGAAAGAUUUCUAAUAAAAUUCGCAGAGGCGAAAAAUGUAGGAAGGAAGCAAUACAGUAUGAAAACUUAGGUCUCAGUAUUACAAAAGUAGCUGGACUUGCGAAUGUUCCUUCAGCGACUUCGUUUUCAAGUUCAAACUCAAAGUACACCGCAGCUCAAGACAGAAAGCAGGCUUCAGUUCGGCAAAAGGUUAUUAAUACUAAAAAAAAUUAUAUGGUUACUUCAACCUCAAUUUUACAAGAAGUAAAAAGCAGGCCAAAAUCAGCCAUUAAUACUUUUUACGGUGAUAAAAAAAACUGUGAAAGUUCAUAUAGUAAUCGUUCAGUUGUUCAGUCAACAGAACAGUCCAUAGUGCCUGUAGAACAACGUACUACUUUGCAGAAGAGGUUAGACCAGAAGCCAACAUCAGUGAGUAUUACUAAUAAAAAAUCACCAGUGUUAACUGGUCUUCCUCCAUUAUCUUUUGACUUUAUAUCAACUGUCGGCAACAUUAAUGAUGAUAAUGCAUUCUUGAAUAAUAAUUCAUCCUCAAAUGAAGGCUUGAAGUUGAAAAGUAAGUACUGUUCUCAUGAUCCAAAAGAUCCGACUUUGUGUGAAUCUAGUGUUAGGUGUCAUGUAGAUAUUGACAAUGAUUCUGUUGACAAAGUUUUAACACGUUAUAGGCCUCGUUCUGAAACAGGGAUUAAAUCGUUGCCAUGGUUUCAAGGUCAGCUGAAUUCAGAUAUACAUAAUUUUGGAAAGAAAAGUCCUUACACUUCGAAAACUGCGAGUUCCAAAUCAAAGUUGAUUGUGCAGAGGAAUCUACAGGGGGAAUUAGUGAUCAAGAGAACACCAGAGGAACAUCAAGCAAACCCAGAAAAACUUGUUCUUGUCAAUAUAGGGUUGAAAGAAUGCCCUAUUUUAGAAGAUGAAAACCAACUUCAGUUAUUAAAUUAUCAACAUAACAAAAUACAGUACAUUACUAAUUUAGCUGCUAUGAGAAAUCUUGUAUUUUUGGAACUUUCAGAUAAUUGUAUUGAAUGUAUUAGUGGCCUACAAAAUGUGGUUAGUCUUAGGGUUUUGCUGUUAAGCAGGAAUAAAAUUAGAAACAUAGAGGGUCUAGACAAUCUUACAAAUUUGGAUGUGCUUGACCUAAGUGGUAAUAAAAUAUCUGAAAUUGCAAAUCUUAGCCAUCUUGAGAACUUGCGUAUAUUAAACUUGUCAGAAAAUAAUCUUGCAGAAAUGAAACAGCUGCAGGGAUUAAAAAAGUUAGUGGAAUUGAACCUAAGUAAUAAUAGUAUCAGUUUAGUGCAAGAAGUCAAUGAACUUCAAAGUCUUCAGAGACUUUUUCUUUCUCAUAAUCAGUUAGAAAAUUGUAAACAAAUUGAUUGUUUGAGGGAAAUAACCACACUAAAUGAACUUGCUUUCGAUGGUUGCCCUCUUACAAAAAUUCCUAAUUAUCGUUCAUUGAUUUUGGGUCGUUUAAUGUAUUUAAAUUUUCUUGAUUUCAAACGUAUCACGGAUGAGGAAAAAAGGGUAGCUAUAGCUCUUGUGAGAAGAGAAGAAUUUAAAGCUCAAGAGACUCUUAGACUUGCCAAAAUAAAAGAAGCUAGAGAGCAAGCAAUAAAGAAUGCACAGCAACAGUGGGAAACAGCACUGAAGCAAGGUAAAAAAACCCAGUUAUUAAUAACAGAACAAAAAUCUGGAUUUGUUGACCUCUCUAGUCCUAAGUAUUUUAAUAAUGCACAGAAAACUCAAAUGUAUGACUCUGACCAGGACGAGGAUGAUGAUGAUGUGGCAACACAUUUUUUGCACAACCCUAAUAAGUACACUGAAACCUAUAACAAAAGAAGGCAGAAGAAACUUAAUGAAACCUUUGUUUCUCAGAAAAAAACAAAAUUAUGGAAAAGGACCUUGCAUAGAUCAACAUUACAGAAAAAAUGUUUGAGUAAAAGCAACAAAUGUUCAUUAAAUGUAUCAGAAAUAGAAAACUUUCAACCAGCUCAUUUAGUAGAACUGAUUGAAGGAAAGCUAUUAAUUUAUGGUAUUGGAGGAGUAAAAGCAGCACUGCAUCAUUCAUGGAAUUCUGAUUCCGUUUCAAAUAUUACUACAUUGGGGUUAAAUUAUAUAUUUUUUGAAGAUAUUGCAUCAGUCUUAACAAAAUUUGCACCUUUGUUUCCCUAUGUCACUUGUUUGAUUUUUUACUGUGCUAACAUAACCUGUCUGUCUCAACUGAGUGCUCUAGUACAUGUCUCUAACUUACAAUCACUGGUUAUUUCUCCAGAAGGUAAUUCUGUCACCGAACUUGUUACCUGGAGACUUUAUACUGUUUAUCGACUCGGGCAGUCACUUCGUAUACUUAACAACAUUUUAGUAACUCCUUUGGAAAGGUCAUGUGCCGAAAAAAUGUUUGGUGGACUGUUGUUGGUGAUAUCUUCUUACCUUCCACAAUAUAAACUUUCUAGCCUUUUGGCUGAUCCACAAGUAAAAGAAGCUCUUAUCAAGGAAAAGGGCUACUCACCUAAUAUUUUGCAAAAACAUCCUGAGAAUCCAGUUUUAUCAGAUGCACUUCUGAAAACUGCACUGUGUUAUAGGCCACAUAAUAAUGAAAUUGCAAACAAAUCAAGUGCAAAAGAAAAUCUUGUUCAAGCUAGUCUAACAGCUGUGAAAGAAACAUUGAGAAAACGUGCAAUUUUAAAAAACCUAUGGCCCUCCAUGUUUCACACUUUGAUAGCUGAUUCAUUACUGGAGUUUAAAGACCUGAAUUCACACAUGAAGAAGUCAUUGAGAGCCAUUAAUGAAAAACAGAAGUUCUCUGGACCAAAGAAGGAGUAAGCCAUGAUGUUUGGAAGAUUUUUAUUGUAAAAAAUGCAUGAAAUAUCCAAUAAAUCAAGAAAAAAUGUAGGAAGGAAAAUAACAUAUAACUGUAACACGUACAACCACUUUGUUUGUGAAAAUAACCCCUAUUUUUCUUGAGAAUCAGUAUUUAGUUUUUACUUAUAAUGUAAUAAUUUCAUCUACAGUAUUUAAAGGUUAUGAAAUUGAAAAACCAAGGAAUGGAAGUGCAGUAAUUAAGUUUGUUUUAAAAAGCUGAAGAAGGAAUCGUGAAGUAACUUUCUGUUUGAAUUGUAUGCUAUACAUGUCUUUCAUUAGCAAGUCCUGAUUUUGGUUGAGUUUUAAUCUUUGUGAACAGUAAUUUUAUCGUUUGGGAAGUGGCCUUAUUCUUGUUUUGUUAUAUAAGUGAGAAUGCUACUUUAACUAGUUUACAUGUUACAUUUUUGAAAUAGAUAUACACAGGGCCUCUGAAAGGGAUUUUAUCAGGGGGUACAAAGUUUCUUUCGGGCCCCCUUCCCUUCUCCAUUAAUCAUCCUGUUUUUAUCCACUACAGUUUUAUGCCAUGAGCUGUAAGGCCAAAAAGGGUAUGCAAGAUGAGAGAGGGGGUGGAAUGGAGUGCUCUGUUGAUUUUCUGCAUUAGAGGCCUUAUGCUCCUAUACUCCCUCCAUGAUAAAUAUAAAUAAAAUAAAAGAGGAUCAGAGAGAAGAAAGCACAUUUGAACAUCUUUGUUUAUUCUACAAUACAGAUAAGGAGAAAGAAUUCACAUUGAAACAUCCUUUUAUGUUGCAAUGCAGAUCAGAAGACAUAAUUUUUAGUAAAACAGUAGAAAAAAAGGUAGAUAGUCUUAGUAUUUACUUUACAAAAACAGCUUUCCUGGCCUUUUUUUUUUGUGAAAAAUGUUGAAUCACAGCAUGAAAAUUAAUUGUUCUGGCAAUGUUUGAUUCAAUACUUAGCUUGGCCAAAUCCACAAGAUGUUCGUGAGAUAUUGUAGACCUUAAAUAAUUCUUAAUCAGCUUGAGUUUGCUAAAUGACCCCUCUGCAGAAGCUACUGUUGCUGGAAUUGUUAAUAGUAUUCUUAAGCUAACACAAACAUUUGGAAACAGGUCACCAAGUCUGUACUCUGUUAACACGUUCAGCAGAUCUAAUGGCUUUAACUGUACAUUUCCAAAAUUUGCUUUAUGUACUUGAGGGUAAAUGUUGCAUUUCUUUUCCAAAAUCAUCACCGUUAAAGUCAGCAGGAUAUUGCUCUGAUAAAGAUAAAGCAAUUCUCUCCACAUCACUUUCAGACAUGGUGAGAUAUUUCCACAAGAAAUCAAAUUUUUCAGCCAACUGCUUAACAGCAUUGAAGCAGACAGUUAAUCCUGCUAUAACAUUGUCUACCAAAAUGUAAAACACACUUUCUGAAGUAGGCCUCUUCUGGUGUAUCAUCUGUGUCAUUCAUUUCCUCCAAGUUAGCAUCAGGUGUGCUGUCAUCAUGUGACCUUGCCCUCUUGCACCUAACUCCACCACAUCUAUGGGAGAGUUUUAUUUCUAUCUUUAGGUUUGACGCAACCAAUUUGGCUUCAUUUCACAUGCAUUUCUAGUUGUUUCGAGUUUUGUCAGAUCUGUGAGGAGAGUUUCUAUGUUCGUUACUUCAACAUCCGGUGUGGCAUCUCUGGCUUGGAUGACCUUGUUGUAAUUAUCUAUAGCACUAAUAUUUUGUACCACACAGGUGACAUUAACACACAGGCAAAAGAUGUCACAUAUAAUAAAACUCCAUCGACUUCAUUUCUUGUUUUGGCUGUCAAAUUUAGUUCUAGGAGGUCUUCCAGUGCUAAUUUAAUGCCAGGCAAGUGAGCUGCAAAAGGCUUUACACAUUCAACACGAUCUGACCAUCUUGUUUUAGACAUACCAUGAAGAGAACAACCAAUAUGGUUUUGUAGUAAUUCCCACCUCUUAGGACUGGAACUGAACAAGUGGUACACAGUUUGAAUUGUUCCGAAAAAGGUUAUUGCUUCAGGUGUGCAUUCAGCAGCAUCAUUUCCACAUAAAAAUUUCCACACAUAAAUUUUCACAAAAAUUGCUGUUGAACAUUGUUCUUGUAUUUUUGCUUGUGUGCCGUUAUAUUUUCCAGCCAUAUUUGCCACAUUAUCAUAGGCUUGAGCUCUACAAUCACUGAGAGGAAUAGCAUGUUCUUUCAAUGUAUCAGUUAUCAAUUGAGCAAUUUGUUCCCCUCUUU